CCACACAGCAAAACCAAAAAGUGGACUAGCCGUUUCUCUUUCGAAAACGCAGCUACAAAAACCCUCAAAAAAAUCCCCGAUUCAAUUUUUUUUAAAAAAUCCUUGAUCCAAAAGAGAUCGAAAAGAAAUUACAAUCAUAAAGCUCUUUCCAUUCUUUUAUUUUGCUUGCAGUUGUAAAGAAAGAAGAGAUAUGAUGUCGCUGACUCCUGAUCAAUCUAGAAAGGUAGGGUUAGGCAUGAUGCCAUCUCCAAUUCCCUUCCUCACGCCGCGGCCGGAGAGGCGCCGCCAUGAAUCGAAAGGCCAUGACUGGAAUUCUGCUCGUCAGGACAAAGACAAAGAGGUGAACGUGCAAGUCGUACUAAGAUGCAGACCCUUAAGUGAUGAAGAGCAAAGAACGAAUGUCUCCAAGGUGAUAGCAUGUAACGAGCAUAAAAGAGAAGUCACUGUCUUGCAUAGUAUAGCUAACAAACAAGUAGAUAGAGUUUUCACCUUUGACAAGGUUUUUGGGCCUAAAGCACAGCAGAGAUCGAUAUAUGAUCAGGCCAUUGCACCGAUUGUUGAAGAGGUUCUUGAGGGUUUCAACUGCACAGUAUUCGCAUAUGGGCAGACGGGUACCGGAAAGACGUUUACAAUGGAGGGUGGAAAGAGAAAUAAGGGUGGGGAUUUGCCAGCCGAGGCUGGAGUUAUUCCACGAGCAGUUCGCCAAAUUUUUGAUACACUGGAGGCCCAAAAUGCCGACUAUAGCAUCAAAGUGACAUUUUUGGAGCUGUACAAUGAAGAAAUAACUGAUUUACUAGCUCAAGAAGACCCUUCAAGAAAUGUAGAAGAUAGGCAAAAGAAACCCAUUUCUUUGAUGGAGGAUGGGAAGGGUUGUGUGUUUGUAAGAGGUCUUGAAGAAGAAGCUGUCUAUAGUGCCAACGAAAUUUACACUCUCUUAGAACGAGGAGCAGCCAAAAGGCGUACAGCAGAUACAUUGUUAAACAAGCGAAGCAGUCGCUCCCAUUCUGUCUUUUCCAUCACCAUCCAUGUUAAAGAAGCAGCUGUUGGAGAGGAGGAACUUAUUAAAUGUGGCAAACUUAAUCUUGUUGAUUUGGCAGGAUCAGAGAAUAUUUCUCGUUCAGGUGCAAGAGAGGGUCGUGCAAGAGAAGCAGGGGAGAUUAACAAGAGCUUACUAACCCUGGGUCGUGUUAUAAAUGCACUUGUGGAACAUUCACCCCAUAUACCUUAUAGGGAUAGUAAGCUGACGAGGCUAUUAAGAGAUUCGUUGGGAGGAAGGACAAAAACAUGCAUUGUUGCUACAAUUUCCCCUUCUGCUCAUGCUCUGGAAGAAACUCUAAGCACACUAGAUUAUGCAUAUCGGGCUAAAAGCAUAAAAAACAAACCAGAGGCAAACCAAAGAGUAUCCAAGGCUGUAUUGCUCAAGGAUCUCUACUUAGAAAUUGAAAAGCUGAAAGAAGACGUUCGCGCAGCAAGGGAAAAAAAUGGGGUUUAUGUUCCGCAUGAGAAAUUUGCCCAAGAGGAAGCUGAAAAGAAGUUGAGGAUUGAGAAGAUAGAGCAAUUGGAGAAUGAGCUCAGUCUCAGAGAGAAUCAAGCUGAUAGAUAUAACGAGCUUUAUCUCACUGAGAAGGAAAAGAAAAUUGAUGUAGAAAGGGAGCUCAUGGAUUGUAAGAUGAAGUUGGAAAAAAGUAACAACGAAAGGUUGGAUCUUGAGGAGAACCUUAGGGUAACCAUUUCAACUCUAAAGGAAAAGGAGAUCAUCAUCUCGAAGCUACUAUCCUCAGAACAUUCUUUAAUUGAGCAUGCAAAGGAGCUGUGUGUCGGUUUGCAAACUGCAUCAGAGGAUAUAACUUCACUAUUUGGCAGAUUAGAUCAGAAAGACAUGAUGGAAGUAGAAAAUAGAAACAUGGUUCUGACAUUUGGUUCACAUCUAGACCAGAGUUUAAUUGACCUGCAUAAGACAAUCCUGGGGUCAGUUUCUGAACAACGGCAACAUCUAAGAUGUAUGGAAGAACAUGUUGAAUCAUUCCUUGCGAGUAAAACCGAUGCAACAGAAGUCUUGGAAACUAGGAUAAAGAAAAUGUCAGAGACACAUGCUUCAGGAGUAGUAGCCUUGAACGAACUUGCCAAUACAAUGCAAAAUAAAGCUUCCUCUGACUUACAACAGAUAAAUACUAUAAUCUCGUCUCAAAUGAGAACCGUUGAGCAAUUUCUUGCCACCAUGUUGUACGAGGCCAAGGAGGUUAUUGAGGAGAUCCAUAGUUCUCUUGAUGACCAAACACAGCUACUGGCUCUCUCCACUCAACAACAAGAGAAGGGAUUACAGCGUAGUUUUGCUUCUGCUCAAGCAGUUUCAAAGGCGACAGUGGACUUCUACAAUGAUCUCCAUCUUCGGGCUUCUGAGAUCAUGGCAUUUCUUGAAGAAAGCCAAAUCAAACAAUCAGACCAACUAUCUAAUUUUGAGACGAUAUUUAAAGAGAAGGCUGCUAGAGAAGAAAAGGAAGCUUUGGAAAAUAUAGCAGUAAUAUUAGCAUCAUUGACUUCUAAGAAAACAGCUAUGGUGUCAGAGGUAUCAAGCGACAUCUAUGACACAAGGGUACGAGAAAAUAAGAUAUUGCAGCGGGAAUUAUCCAACAUGCAGAAGGCUUCAUCUAAUGCUAAGGAGGGGUUGAGUAAAUAUGUAGAAAAAUUGGAAAGACAUUUUAUGGAAGACACAUUCUCGGUAGCUGAAUCAAAGGCUGUCAUGGAAAAUCUCCUCCAAGAAUGUUCAGAAAAGGCAAACGAUUCUAAGAAACAAUGGGAAAAUGCUCAUUCAUACUUGAACAAUUCCAAAGAGAGAACUGUUCUAGAGAUAGAAUCUGCUGUGAGGGAUAGAGUAAAUAAAAAUCAUGUUGCACAUCAAGAAUUUUUAUCUGAAUCCUCUGCUAUGAAAGCAGAUUUUGAUGCCAGAAUUGGUGAUGUAAUGGCUGCAGUUGAUGAUUCCAUGAUGCGGGAUCAAGAAACUAAGAAGGAAAUAGACUCCAUUACUUCCUUGUGCCUGGGUCAGCUCAAGUCAACACAAGAAAACCAUGGUGAUCGGAUAUCAAACAUUAGAAGCAAGGCCGAGAAGUGUCUCACGAAAGAUUAUCUGGUUGAUCAGAAUUCCGGGACAACACCUAAAAGACGAGUUAUAGCAGCAAUACCUAGCUUGGAAUCCAUUGAGGAAAGGAGAACAGUAGUGGCCUCGGAAAGUCCGAAGGAGCACGGGAAUUUAGAGAAGAGAGCAAAGUGGAGCCCUGCGGAGAGCAAGAUCCCAAGACAUCAUGCGGCGUCAUUUAAUAGAGCUCCUUUCACUGAUGUCAACUGAAAGUCAAGAAUUAGGAUAGGAUGUUAGAAGGCACGCAAGAUGCUAUGGCCAUUGCUUGUAUCUCACGGAAACGCUCAUCAACUGAUGAGCGCGUGAGUAAACGCACUUUGCUAAAUGUUUUUCUUGUCAACAAUUCCAUUUUCUUUCUUGCUU
Populus trichocarpa (black cottonwood) is the source of this 3496-nucleotide messenger RNA. Its product is annotated as kinesin-like protein KIN-5B. Gene Ontology annotation, molecular function: microtubule binding; ATP binding; plus-end-directed microtubule motor activity. The coding region runs from base 191 to 3343 and encodes 1050 amino acids. Lineage: Eukaryota; Viridiplantae; Streptophyta; Magnoliopsida; Malpighiales; Salicaceae. The record is from RefSeq and is a predicted model, not a curated record. The transcript is spliced from 23 exons. Gene Ontology annotation, biological process: microtubule-based movement.